UCCGUCAGCUGGCAAGAUGGCCGACUGCAAGGAAAAAAUCUUGCACUACGGCAAACGACUAGAGAAAAAUCAGAGCGAUGAAAAGGUUUUGGAAACUCUUCGGAAGCUUCAAAAAGUGCCAAUGACAUUACACCUACUACAGGACACUGGCAUUGGACGAACUGUGAACCAUUUGAAGAAGAACAGCGGUGUCGUCGGAGAGUUGGCCCGGGCUAUCAUCAGCUCAUGGAAACAGGUGGUCUCAGACUCCACGGCUGAAUAUCCCGAGCCGCAGCAGCUUCCGCCAGUGUCAUCGAAGAGACACCACGAGGGCAAGCAAGAUGGGCCGCCAGUUAAAGCUAGUCGGACAUCGAAGCCAUACUCCAUUGAAGUCGAAACGUCUAGCCCCAUCGAGAAUGCUUCUACACACUCCCGCCACAGACAGAAUGGCGACACCCACCAAAACGACAGGCAUCACCAUGGCCACCACCAUCACCACCAGAACUCAUCUAGACAUCACCACAAGGAAGAACGGGCAGCUACACCACCACCAGCACCACCACCACCAAAGGUCGACCCACCUCCAAAGAAAAGUGCCGAAAAGAAGGUGGAUAAGAAACAGAUGAAGAAGCUUCUCAAGAAGGCAGGUCACAGUGAAGGGGGCCUAGACGGCUCCAUAGCGUCUUUCGAGGCUUGUCUCGGCCUCAACGACACGGUGCCCCUGCCCAAGCCCAAGAAAAAGCCCCAGGCCGUCAGUCCUUCCAAGAAGCAGCACCCAUCUAGGGUUGAGCCCACGAAGGAGGCCACCAAGCAGCACUCUUCCAAGGCGCCGAAUCCUUCUCGUUCAAAAAAUGGUGAGAGCAGUGGUCAUAGCAGCGGCGGCAGCAGGAGCAGCAAACAUUCAAACAAAAAGGAGCAGCUCAUGCCUGAGGCUCUGCGAAAGCCCGACUUGCCUCCCUUGGACAGGGACGAAGUUUCGUCAAUGCUGCCCGAGAUACAACCUGUGUACAAGCCACUGCCACACCGGUCAUUUAUUGAUGAUCCACCAUCAAAACCACUCAAGAAAAACUUAACGAAUGAGGAAGCCAUCGUCUUCACGUCUUCACGAAAGGACAGGACGCUAGUCUACUCCGGCCGGAAAUGUGCUCUGUCCGAGAUUCCAACUCUGUACGACAUGUGUCUCAAGGUGCUCAUAGACAACGUAGAAGGUAUGGCGUACACAGGAGGCGUUCCAUAUGACAUCCUCAGGCCAAUUUUAGAGAAGUGUACCCCCAAGCAACUGUACACUCUCGAAGACUACAAUCCUUACCUCCUCGACGACACUGAUGAACUGUGGCAAGUACACUGUACUAGGGAAUUCAAGAGCAGUUGUCCAGACGCGGGAGAAACAUGGAGAGAGUUGUACCUGAAAAAGUUUGAUGAACGUGAAGAGAAGUUCAAGUCAUUGACAGCCACGAUCACUGCUUCCAUGGCCAAGGCUACGCCAGUGCGUCAGACCAAGCUGGCUUACGUCGACACAGUGGCCAAGCCUCCCCGUAAUGUUGCCAGGCAACAGGCCAAGCACGGCACGGGUUUGCAGUCGGCUGUUCCAGUCAGGCCUUCCGACCGUCUGUCGUCGCGGCCCGCAUCCUCCCCAAGCGCUAGUGCCAGCAUCAGUCGGCCAUCCGCGGCCACACCGGCAAUACCUAAGAAACCAAAGGUUGCACCAUUAAUGCAGAAGACCCUCAAGUUUAUGAAGCAGCGUUUCAAGAGAUAAUGACAACUCCUGUGGCAUUUGCUUUGUACAGAACGAGAUAGAGAUACCUGCACCUGAUGACGAUGAGACAUGCAAAGCAGGAUGACAUUGGGUCUCAUCUCAUCACCAACCUUGUAGAGGAUGUUUGUAAAAUAAGAGAUGCAGGUUAUUUAACAGGACGUAGCAUCCACCCACUAAGCUCUAACGGAAGUGUGCAAUGCACACAUCUGGAACACAAUUCUUUGUUGUGCAUGCAUUUGCUGCUGGAAGUUUCGUGAAUUCUGUAGCUCCAGGGCACUUCACACUUUUGUUAUUACCGUUUUUUCGGCGCGAAUAGCAGCUUUUAUUAUUGUGAAGGCCAUGAUGCAUUGCGAGAUCGUGCCCGCUGUUGUAGAAAACGACAACAGUUUGUGCAUCAUUUCGAAAUCGCCGACUUUAAUGCUAUGUAAAUAAGCCCAACAUCUGCGUUGUGUGUAGUAAAUGACAAAUUGUUGUGUUGCUGUCUUGUACAAUGCUGGUGAACCUAUUUUCUUUCUUUUUUUUUUUGAUUAAGCAUUCACUGUCGGUUUUUUUAUCGUCAUCACCUUUUCUGUGGCUCUCUACCUUUACAAAAAGUUCGCGAAGCGUCGAGAAAAAAAUUCAAAAAGUCAAGCGUUCAUAGAUUUAAUAGAGUAUUUUCUUCCGCACACUGUUCUUUUGUGUGUGCAUAUGUCAGCAUAUGUGUGUAUGGUGUGUUGACGUGUGGUGUAUGGUGUGUUGAAUGCAUGAAAUAAUAAAAUGUGGCUCCGUGAA
Messenger RNA from Rhipicephalus microplus (southern cattle tick), 2506 nucleotides. RefSeq lists its product as uncharacterized. Lineage: Eukaryota; Metazoa; Arthropoda; Arachnida; Ixodida; Ixodidae. Gene Ontology annotation, biological process: transcription elongation by RNA polymerase II. Gene Ontology annotation, cellular component: nucleus; elongin complex. The record is from RefSeq and is a predicted model, not a curated record.